CCGGGCCGCGGGAGUUGGCGCGAAGGCGGGGGGCGGGAGGCAUGGAGUCGCAGGCGUCCCGCUAGCGAGAUAAACAGCCGCCGGCAGCAUGGAUAUCCGGAGAUUCUUUGGCGUUGUACCUCCUGGAAAGCGACAGGAAUGUGAGGCUGGGAAAAAGACUGAAAAAAUUAAAAAUGGUGAAGGGCCAUCAAGUGGAAAGAAAAGGGAAAAGGAGACUAAGGUGAAUAAUUCACCCAGUGAAGAUGAUAUCAAGCCAAGGAGGCCAAGCAAGAAAAAAAGAAUAAUCUACGAUUCAGAUUCAGAAGAGGAGGUGCAGUCAGUGAAAAAAUCCAAGAAGCCAUCUGAGAAAAACGCAGCUACUUCAAAACCUGGUAGAGUUCUAAAGCGGGAUCCUGUUGUCUACAUUUCAGAGACAGAUGAGGAAGAUGAAGAUGACUUUGUCAAUAAAAGAGUUUCCCUGAAGCCAAAGGAGAAUGGGACAUCAGCAAUUGGUUGCCCAGGAACAACAGGGAAAAAGGAAAAUGUAAAAUCCCAAGCUAAAAUCAAACCAUUAUCUCCAGUGAAACAAACUCCCACCUCAGCACUUGAGUACUUUGGGACAAGUAGCAUCCAACGAUCAGAGAAAAAGCUGGUAGCAAGUAAAAGGAAAGAACCUUCACAAAGCAGAGACAGCACACAGGAUGAUGAGGCCAUUGCUAGGCAACUGCAGCUUGAAGAAGAUUCUGAGCUGGAGAGACAGCUACAUGAAGAUGAAGAAUUUGCUAAAACAUUGGCCAUGUUGGAUGAAACACCACAGAAGAAAAAGGCUCGGAGAGAUUCAGGAGGAGAACAAGCUGUAUUGAGCAUCAAGAGCAGUCCUAAUGCAACAGAGACACAAAAGCAGUCGGAAAGAGUGAAAGCAACAAACUCGACAGCUGAAGCAAAGAAUCGCUCUGCAAAGCAGCAAACGAAAUCUGAAUAUUCAAAAAGCUCUCGGGUAUCCCCACAAGCAUCUGAUAGCAAAACAGCAAGAGAGUCAACAGAUAAGAGCUUAUCUUUGAAACCCAGCUCUAAGCUCGUGUCUCUGAAACAAAAAGAAGAGCUUGCCGAAAAAGAAAGAGGUGCUCAAAGUGCAGUAUGCAAAGGAAAAUCUGCUGUGGGGAAAGAAGAGAAGAUAACGCCAAAGAAGGAGAAAAUUUCUCCCAAGAAGGCUGAGUCUGUAAGUCCUGAGGACUCUGAAAAGAAGCGAAACAAUUAUCAAGCCUACCGAAGCUUCCUUAAUCGGGAAGGUCCAAAAGCUCUGGGUUCCAAAGAGAUACCUCAGGGAGCUGAAAACUGCUUGGAAGGCCUGACAUUUGUGAUCACAGGCGUGCUGGAGUGUAUUGAGAGAGAUGAGGCCAAGUCUCUGAUCGAACGUUAUGGAGGGAAGGUGACUGGCAACGUCAGCAAGAAGACAAACUAUCUGGUUAUGGGGAGAGACUGUGGCCAGUCCAAGUGUGAAAAGGCAUCAGCUUUAGGGACCAAAGUUAUUGAUGAGGAUGGCCUGUUUGAUCUUAUUCGAUCUAUGCCAGGCAAGAAGUCCAAAUAUGAACUGGCAGCUGAAACAGAGGCAAAGAAAGCAGAGCCAAGACCUAAAAGGACACCACAGAAAGCUGAGCAUGGAAAAAAGAAUUCUAGCCCCUUCAAAAAAGAAUCUGACAACAAAAAAAUUAAGUCUACUCCUGAAAAAGGAGAUACUGUCAUAUUUACCAAGAAGGAAAGCACCGCUGUCCGGAAGCUUAUGGACUUCAAGCGGCAGACUGCAGAAGAGAACGAAGGCCCAAAGCCCAAGGGGAGCUUGGUUUCUGAGCUCAAUGAAAGUGGAGCAGAGAAACUGCUUUGGGUAGACAAAUACAAGCCUGCAUCUCUGAAGGCAGUAAUUGGACAGCAGGGUGAGCAAAGCUGUGCCAAUAAAUUGCUCCGAUGGCUCAGAAACUGGCACAGGAACACCUCGGACGAUGGACAAGGUGACCAGCGCGCAAAGACCAAUAAAACGGGAGGCAAAGAUGACGGUAGUGGCUUUAAAGCAGCAUUACUUUCUGGUCCACCUGGAGUUGGGAAAACUACCACAGCUUCUUUGGUUUGUAAGGAACUGGGGUACAGCUACGUGGAGCUGAACGCCAGCGACACUCGCAGUAAGAACAGUCUGAAGGAAGUAGUUGCAGAGUCGCUGAACAACACCAGCAUCAAGGACUUCUGCUCUGGCACAUCCUCAUCAGUUAGCGGGAAACAUGUAUUGCUCAUGGAUGAAGUGGAUGGUAUGGCAGGCAAUGAAGACAGAGGAGGGAUUCAGGAGCUGAUUGGUUUGAUCAGGCACACAAAGAUACCCAUCAUCUGCAUGUGCAAUGACCGCAACCAUCCCAAAAUCCGCUCCUUGGUCCACUACUGUUUUGAUCUUCGUUUUCAGAGGCCUCGUCUGGAACAGAUCAAGGGUGCCAUGAUGUCUAUUGCAUUUAAGGAAGGCUUAAAAAUCCCACCACCUGCUAUGCAAGAGAUAAUCCUGGCAGCAAAUCAGGACAUCAGACAGGUUUUACAUAACCUCAACAUGUGGUGUGCAAAAGAUAAAUCCCUGACCUAUGAUGAGGCUAAAAUGGAUGCCAGCAGGGCCAAAAAGGAUGUCAAACUGGGCCCUUUCGAUGUUGUGAGGAAGGUUUUUGCUGGCGGGGAGGAGGCGUCGCGCAUGUCUCUCAUAGACAAAUCAGAUCUCUUCUUCCAUGACUAUUCCCUGGCACCUCUCUUUGUCCAAGAGAACUACGUGCACGUGAAACCAGCUGCUGCUGGAGGGAAUCUGAAAAAGCACUUGGUGCUCUUGAGUAGAGCAGCUGAUAGUAUAUGUGAUGGUGAUAUAGUGGACAAACAGAUUCGUAGCAAGCAAAACUGGAACCUUCUUCCAACACAGGCUAUUUAUGCAAGUGUUCUCCCAGGGGAGCUGAUGAGAGGUUCCAUGUCCCAGUUUCCUGUCUUCCCCAGCUGGCUUGGGAAGUUCUCAUCCACAGGCAAACAUGACCGCAUCAUUCAAGACCUGGCGAUGCACAUGAGUCUCAGAACCCAGAUGUGCAAGAGGACAGUGAAUAUGGAGUAUCUGUCCUACCUGCGGGACGCGCUCGUCCGGCCCUUGAAAGACUUGGGAGCAGAUGGUGUCCAAGAGGCUAUAACCUUCAUGGACUCCUACUGCCUGACGAAAGAAGACAUUGAAAAUAUCAUGGAAAUAAGCAUGUGGGGAGGCAAACCCAGUCCCUUCUCAAAGCUGGAUCCCAAGGUCAAGGCAGCUUUUACACGUGCCUAUAACAGAGAGGCACAUCUGACUCCCUACUCACUCAGUUCCAUCAAGACAUCUAAAAGGCAGUCAGGAUCUGUGCUGACCUUGGAGCCCAACGAGGACUUGAAUGUGGAAGAGAUCCAGUCUGAUGAGGAUGAGCAAGAUACUGUUGAAAGUGAUGCAAUGAUUAAGCAAAAAAAGGUGAAGUCUUCCAAGAUACCCAAAGGAGAGAAAAAUGAAGAAACAACAAAAAAAGAGGGGAAAAGAAAAGAGAAGACAAGACAUUAAGUGGAAUAAAGUCUUGCUCCGGAUGCAGCUUUGCUUAUCUUCCUUCUGGCAGGAAUAUGGGACAGAGGCAGUGCAGGAGUUGGGACAGCUCCUCUGGCAGAGGUAAGGUCAGGGGGCCAGGCUGUACCUGCUCUCCAGGGGCAGCAGCAUUGCAGGCUCUGACUGUCCCCGUGCACCACGUGGCAGGCAGGGGCAGGAGCUGCCUGGGUAUUCACCCCUUCCACUCAGCCUUCCCCGGACUUCACUGUUUUUUAUAAAUCCCUUGACAUUGUGGAGAGCUCUUGUAAAUAGGAUGUGAUGCAGAAAACCCCAAACCUAAAUUGCAUAUUUGUACAUUGUAGAAACUAACGUGGUGUAUAAAAUGAUAAUAAAACGUUUCACAGGAGUCUUUUAAA
Messenger RNA from Colius striatus (speckled mousebird), 3960 nucleotides. It is a transcript of the gene RFC1, whose product is annotated as replication factor C subunit 1. The coding region runs from base 89 to 3565 and encodes 1158 amino acids. Gene Ontology annotation, biological process: DNA replication; DNA repair. Lineage: Eukaryota; Metazoa; Chordata; Aves; Coliiformes; Coliidae. Gene Ontology annotation, molecular function: ATP hydrolysis activity; DNA binding; DNA clamp loader activity. Gene Ontology annotation, cellular component: nucleus; DNA replication factor C complex. The transcript has 25 exons. The record is from RefSeq and is a predicted model, not a curated record.